Molecule: messenger RNA, 2684 nt
Organism: Brienomyrus brachyistius
Lineage: Eukaryota; Metazoa; Chordata; Actinopteri; Osteoglossiformes; Mormyridae
Product: zinc finger protein 263-like
Exons: 4
Coding region: 1-1464 (487 amino acids)
Source: RefSeq, a predicted model, not a curated record
AUGUCGACUUCUGUUGCUUUCCGGGGACAGUUAACAUCCAUCAUGGAAAUCCUGAGCAAGACCGCCGUGGCGGAGAUAAUCAAACUUGUGGAUGAGAGCUGCGCCGUGCUGCGCUCGGAAAUGUCGCGGAGCCGCAGCGAGAACGAAGCGCUGAGGGUGAAGCUGAAGCUGAUGGAGGGGGAGCUGAGCAGGCGGCCGAAGCGGCCGGACAGCCCCCAGGAUCAGUGCGUGGAGUUACACAGCACCGUCCGCGUCCUGGACGAGGAAGAGAAAGCAAAGGACCAGCCCCCCGUGGAGGUGACUCUAUGUGGGAGGACUUGGGACAUGGAUGUCUGGGGAGACGCAGCAGGCGCGGAUCCAGCUUUAGAAGAGGACGUGCUGCAGUCUGCCUUUCCCAGGGAUGCGGUGAUGUACUGGGGGGAGGACGAGCAGGAGCCGACCCUGAUGAGGGAGAAGAAGCUGCAGGACUCCUGUCUGACCAGCGUCCCUCCCCCAGGAGGGAACAUCUGUGUCCAGGGGACAGACGCUCAGGAGAGACUUCACACUGCACAUGGCUUCAGUGAUACGGGGACUCAGGGUGCAGGCGACUGCCCCGCUUCAGAAAGAUCCCGGGAAACGGGGCUUCAGGAUCCUUAUACCCACCCCUGUACUGAGACAUCCCCUCCAGCAGGGGGCUCUGCUGUCAGCCGGUCCGCUAAAGGUUUAGCUGAGCAGAAACCCGAAGCUGACGUGCUGACUUUAGUGGUGGUUAAAGAGGAAGCUGAGAUGCAGCCUGUGUGCAGUGAGGAGGCUGCGAUAGAGGGGCUUCACGCGAAACCUGGGCAGAGCAGCGGAAGGCCGUGUGACGUCAAGGCGGAGGGCUGGGGCUCACAGCAGCAUCGGCCAUUAGACAGACAAGACAGGGAGAAGCUCCCUGUGGAAGCGAGUGCAGGGAGAGAGCAUGCAAACAGCAGUAAGCUCAGUAUCACAAAGACUCAAAGUAAGCCUGUCACAACCAAAACUACAUCAAGCGGUGCAGACGAGGAGGAAAGUACAGCCCAUCUCAAUAACCUGUUUGUACACUUUGAGCACCAAACUGGAAAGAAGCUGUUUAGCUGCACAAUGUGCGGGAAAAGUUUUAGCCAUCGCAAUAACCUCUACCGCCACCAGAGGAUUCACACGGGCGAGAAACCGUACAGCUGCAUUCACUGCGGCAAGCAUUUCGCCCAUCAGAGCAACCUGUACGAGCACCUUCGAAUCCACACGGGCGAGAAGCCAUACCGCUGCGGCGUGUGCAGCAAAUGUUUUACCCAGCAGAGCAACCUGAAACGGCACCAGCGGAUACACACGGGAGAGCGGCCCUUCGGCUGUACCCAGUGUGGCAAGAGCUUCACUCGGCACUUCUACCUUAAAAUACACCAGCAGGCUCACACGCGAGAGAAACAGGAUGGCUUCGUUAAGUUCGGGAGAAGCUGGCAUUUUUAAUUACUUUUUCGUUCAUAGGUUUCUCUAAUUAGUUAGCAUUAUCAUGAAAAUAUGCUGUAUUUUAUUCAGAAUCAUUGAAAGGGCAUCGUCUCCUAAGGGGUGAAAUGUAGCACCUGACAAAAAUUCACUGUCAUGAAAUAAAUACAUUUUUAUGCGAUUAAAGAAUUAUUGGAUGUUUUUGAAGAGACAAACCUCAAUCUCUGGUUUGCGUGAAAUGGGUGCUCUGGUUGGCCAUCCAUCUUCCAAUCACAUACUUUGGUUUGGUUUGGGUGGAGCCUGUCCCAAGCAGCAUAGCGUGCAAGGCUGGGGCACAGGUUGGCAGUCCAUCACAGGACGUAUACCUACUGUGGACAGUUUAGGGAUGCUGAUAAAUAAAUCACUAACUUUAUGGAACUAUAGAAAAGGUGUGUGCCUGAUUUGAACAAUGUGGGGUACCCAGACAGACGUCUGAUUGGGCCUUCUCCUCCUAGCCGUAGCUAAGGACACAACUUAUUUUCUGCAAGAUGUUUAUGAAUUAUUUAUAUGUUUAAAAAAAAUUCCCAUCCUUUUUUCAACGGUAGGUUUUAGUUUCCAGCUUUGCCCAUGAUUGCGGCAGACCUUAUAACUGUACAUGUAAUUUACAUCUUAAUCUGUACAUAUGUAAUUCAGGAAUUACUCUGUUGGUUAUUCUGAAGCAAUCAGGAAAAUGUUAAUUUAUUUUUAUUUCAAAAUUGGAGUUUCGACACCUUCAUUUUGGAAGAGAAAAGCAAGAUUGAUUGAGUUUAUUAAAUUUAUUUCAAAAUCGAAUAAAGCUUCUUUUGAGUCAUUGAGUCUCGUCGCCAAAUUCCCAGGAAGUUUCCGGUCCAUGAGUUCCACUUCGUGUCAUGCUCAAGAAUUCAACUUUUUAAUUCUGGUCCCAAAUGAUUAAAGCGAAUAAAGUCUCAGAUAUUUUCAGGUGAUGGGGACAUAUUGAAUAGUUUUAUUCUCUCUUUGGUCAGUGUGACUUAAAUCAUUUCAUUUGAUUUUGUAUAAGUUGGCCAUUGCAAGCCACAUUUUGUUUUAUUUACAUUUCUAUAUUUGCCAAAUGGUUUAAUGCAGAUUAGCUGGAACGUUCAUGCAUAGAGCUCACAGAAGGUCCUCCACAUAGACAUUUUCUUUUUAUUAAGUGUCAUCAUUUUUGUGACUGACUCAUUCAUUUCUGUUCUCUCCAUUUUGAUGUUAAUCACAGUUGUAGUCACUGU